This is a messenger RNA of Gossypium arboreum, 1408 nucleotides long. RefSeq names its product S-adenosylmethionine decarboxylase proenzyme 4-like. Gene Ontology annotation, molecular function: adenosylmethionine decarboxylase activity. Gene Ontology annotation, cellular component: cytosol. The transcript has a single exon. The record is from RefSeq and is a predicted model, not a curated record. The coding region runs from base 51 to 1079 and encodes 342 amino acids. Gene Ontology annotation, biological process: spermine biosynthetic process; spermidine biosynthetic process. Lineage: Eukaryota; Viridiplantae; Streptophyta; Magnoliopsida; Malvales; Malvaceae.
UCUAAUUAAUUCAAUCUUGUUUCAGUCUUUGGGUUUUUUGUCAUUUGGAAAUGGCUGUUUCAGGGUUUGAAGGGUUUGAGAAACGCCUAGAGCUCCAUUUCUUUGGGGAUAUUGAUGAUGAUGAUGGGAACAACAUGUUGGGGCUUAGGCUGCUUGAUUUCGAAUCACUCGAGCAAGUCUUACUUGCUGUCCAAUGCACUGUUGUAGCAGCUGUUGGGAACCCUUUCUUUGAUGCUUACGUUUUGUCUGAAUCAAGCUUAUUUGUUUACCCUACAAAGAUCAUCAUCAAAACCUGUGGGACAACCCAACUUCUCAAAUCAAUCCCUCCAUUGAUCCACUUUGCCAACAAUCUUGGCCUCACUUUGCAAACAUGUAGUUACACCAGAGGUAACUUCAUCUUCCCCAAAUCCCAACCUUUCCCUCACACCAGCUUCCAAGAAGAAGUCAUUUACAUUGAACAUAAUAUCCCCGACAAUCUUUGUUAUCGAAAAGCCUUCGUUAUGCCUUCUAAGUUAACAGCUCAUUCAUGGCAUGUUUUCACCGCUACCCUUUUGCCUCCACUGAAAUAUCCCUCUCAUGCUACUUUCACCGUCGAAGUUUGCAUGACGGAACUCGACCGCCUCAUUGCACGUAAGUUCUUCUCCCGGGAUAGCAAAACAGGGGAUUUAGCCGGCAGAGACAUGACGGAGCUGACGGGGAUUGACACCAUUAACGCUGGAGCUUUCAUAUGUGACUUCGCGUUUGAUCCGUGUGGUUACUCCAUGAAUGGCAUUGAUGGUGAUCGUUACUCCACCAUCCAUGUUACCCCUGAAGAUGGGUUUAGUUACGCUAGCUUCGAGUGCGUUGGAUCGGUUUGCGAGGACCCGGAUGAUAUCGUUGAGACCUUAAAGAAAGCUGUUCGAGUUUUCAUGCCGGCGACGGUUUCAAUUUCGACGAGUAGAUGUAGCCGUGAGGUUUGGACGAAGGUGGCGCGUGCGUUGCAACCACUUGGACUCAAGUGCCAGAGUUUCGCAAUGGAUGAGUUCCCUGCCGCCGGUACCAUUUCCUACCAAACGUUCACGGCGGCUCGCCGGAAAUAAUGCCGGUAAAAGACGACAAGAAAAAAAAAAACCUUAGUUUUUCAUUGGAGGAAAAUCGGAGGGAUAAAACAUAUAAGGUAUGAUGUGGAGGAAUUUAAUUGGAUGAAAAAGGAUGAAAAAUGUGGGGUUGACUUAGGUAGAAAGAUGAAAGGAUUUUAGGAGCGAUAACGUGGCGAGAUCAGAGAGGUGGGGAGGAGGAUUUGUGUGAAAUUGGGAUGACCAUGAUAAUGCACCCCACUUGCAUGGUCACGCCUACAGAUUUUUUGAGGUUAAUUUUAGUGGGGGAUGAAAUAAAUAAAUAAAAAUGCUCAUGGUUUUUAUUUUUCUAA